Molecule: messenger RNA, 2391 nt
Organism: Laetiporus sulphureus 93-53
Lineage: Eukaryota; Fungi; Basidiomycota; Agaricomycetes; Polyporales; Laetiporaceae
Product: Suf-domain-containing protein
Exons: 13
Coding region: 1-2391 (796 amino acids)
Biological process (GO): mRNA 3'-end processing
Cellular component (GO): nucleus
Molecular function (GO): protein binding; mRNA binding
Source: RefSeq, a predicted model, not a curated record
AUGAGAAGACGCAGCCGGCAGAGGGACGAUAUUUCAAACGUCGUUCGCCAGAUCAAUCCCGAUUCGCUUCCGCGUUUGAGCAGUAUCUACAAUGUCCGUACAGUGAAGCAGGAGCCAACGCCCCCUCCUCCCUCAGAAUAUGAUCAGUUGCGCACACAGCUGCGCCAGAAACCGUUUGAAGCGGAUACGUGGCUGAGGCUUGUCGACAUUGCCGAAGACUCGGGCAACAUCGAGAUGAUCAAGGAAACCUACGAGGGAUUACUUGAAGCCUAUCCUAAUACUUCUUCCGCGCAGAUUGCGUAUCUGAAUCACUUCCUCGACAACCCUGAGACAUUCGGAUUUGCCGAAAGCCUGUUCAAGCGAUUUUUAAGAACGUCGUCGUCAGUCGACUUGUGGAAGGUUUACCUCACAUAUGUCAGGAGAGUGAAUACAGGCCCGAAUGCGCGCGAUGUGGUGCGCAAGUCUUAUGAAUAUGCAUUGAACCAUAUCGGGCAGGACAAGGACAGUAGCGAGAUAUGGACGGAGUACAUACAAUUUCUCAGAUCUGGCGAGACGACUACCACCUGGGAAGAGCAGCAAAAAUUGGACGCGAUCCGCAAAGCCUAUAGUCGUGCAGCUCAGGCACCGAUGGAGAACACGAAGAAGCUCUGGAAAGAAUAUCAAGACUUUGAGAAUUCUCUCAACAAGAUCACGGCAAAGAAAUUCCUCUCAAAUCUCCAGCAGGGCCAUAUACAGGCGCGUACGGUGCUCAGCCAGUUGCAGGAGCACCUCACGAUGCUCUUUUCUCCCCCGCCCCCAUCGAGAACGGCACGACCGCCUAUAUGGCUGCCCCGUCAGCCGGAGUUUAACGCAAGAGACAAAACACUGGUUGGCCGCUGGCAGGCGUAUCUUAAGUGGGAGGAGGGCAACCCGCUCGAGAUCGAAGAAAAAGACAAGGCGACCCUUCAUUCGCGCCUGAAAGCGGUGUACCGCAAAGCCAUUGUGCGCAUGCGAUUCUUCUCGGAAAUCUGGUACAUGGCAUAUGUGUGGACAAAUAGCAUUGGCAAAACGGACGAGGCGCUCGCUAUACUGAAGGCCGGAAUUGAUGCAAACCCGUCGAGCUUUGUUCUGAACUUUGCCUACGCUGAGGCCCUCGAGAUCAGACAAAACUACUCAGAGGUACACGCCACCUUCACCAAGUUCCUUGACGUCCUCCGCCAAGAUCCGGAGGAGGUCGAGCGACGAGUCAGCGCAGAAAAUUCAUCGCCAUCGACCGCACCCAAUAGUCAGCGAGAGCCGCUCAAUCCUCCGUCACAGUUCUCGCCAUUCGUAUCGCAGGUGUCGGAGGAGCGGCCGUCGAAGAACAAGGAGUUGCAUGAGCGUCGGACGGACUACGGAAUCGCGUGGAUCAUGUACAUGAGGUUCGGAAGACGCGCAGAGGGACUGAAAUCCUCGCGGGCGGUGUUUGGCAAGGCGAGACGGGAUCGCUGGACGCCAUGGGAGGUGUUUGAAGCUGCCGCAUUGAUGGAGUACCAUUGUACGAAAACGACAGAUGUCGCCAGUCGCAUCUUCGAGAAGGGAAUGGGAAUAUUCGGCGACGAGGUCGAAUUCGUCAUCCAUUACCUCGGCUUUCUGAUCUCUCUCAACGAUGAAAACAAUGCUCGCGCGCUAUUUGAGCGUGUUGUCAGGACCUUACCGCCAGAUCGCGCUCGUCCCUUAUGGGAGCGAUGGAGCCGGCACGUGCACCAGUUUGGUGACCUGGAUGCAUCUCGCAAACUAGAAGCGCGGAUGGCAGAGGCAUACCCGACGGACCCGCCCAUUAAAUGCUUCGCAGAACGCUACAAGUAUUUAGGGACAGAUGCUAUCGCUGUCCGGGAUCUUGGUUUCACAGUCUCUCGACAAGGCAGCAUGAACCAUGGUUGUCCGGACGGCUCCACGCUAGGCCGCACGGAUGCCCAAUUAUCGCUUAUGUUCAACGCAAGCACGACGCAGGACGAGAGCCGCGAGUCGGACUUUGGCCCACCGUCGAAGAGACAGAGGCCGGCGUCGCGGGAGCGGGACAUGUGGGACGGCCGGCGGAGACGGCACGGUACGCCGCCGUGGCAGAGGGAUCGCAGCCGUGAAGGGCCACUGCGUCGGUUUUCGAAGGAGGAGAAGGAAGAGAACCCAGUGAUGCUGCCGCCGGUGCUGUCGUGGUUCGUAAGCGUGCUGCCAGAGCCUACAGCAUUCGAUGGUCCCAUAUUCAGGACGGACGACUUGAUGCAAGUGUUCCGGAAUGUGGUCAUACCAUCAACUUCGAGUGUGUCGAGGGUGCGCACGCCGGCUCCCCCUCCACGUGCCGGUAAGCUGCGCGGAGGACCUCCUCCAGACUAUGGUCCAUAUCAGCGAUCGGGCCGCCGCGGGAGGUUUUAG